Molecule: messenger RNA, 1305 nt
Organism: Aspergillus pseudoviridinutans
Lineage: Eukaryota; Fungi; Ascomycota; Eurotiomycetes; Eurotiales; Aspergillaceae
Exons: 3
Coding region: 1-1305 (434 amino acids)
Source: RefSeq, a predicted model, not a curated record
AUGAGUAUCAAGAAGCCGUAUAAUGAAUUGGGAAACAUUUACCCGCUGUACGUGGUGCCGAAGUCCAUACCCACGACAAUACGCGGGCUUGCGGCCAUUGUGUUGAAGUCUGGGGUCGCUCUCGAGGAGCAGAAGCAAUCGAUCCCUCAGCAACACCAGACUCAAGCAGACAAAGGACGACAGUCUCGCUCACAUACAGGGCGCGGCGGCAAUCAACGUAUCGUAAACGCAGCAACAGAGACCAGACGCGCGAUGGAUGAGGGCUGGUACGUGAGAAUGCGGGCGCGUCACUUCAACGAAUUCGACCAAGUUUACCACUGGGCACAGCAAGCAGAGGAAAAAUGUCGCAGGCAAAAGGAGGAAAUUGAAGAGAUCCGUCAUGAAGCCUCGCAACUGUUACUGCAAAGAGAUGAGCACAUUGCUGAGCUCACGAAACGACUGAAUGACAUGCAGUAUCAUCCGGACAUUCUUAAUGAUGACGAGGUGGUUCGGGAAAUGGCCAAGCUCAGCCAAAAACUGGACGUUUGGGUCAAGGGUAGCUUCAAGGACCCGAGUCUUCUGCAAGAUCUCCCGCAGCUGAAACCCGUUGAUGUGCCGUACAGUAUGGCAACGAUCAACAAGAUGCAGAAUAUGCACCAAAACUGGGCUUUUAUCCGGGCAUUCGUAUCGUCAUAUCUCUUCUACUAUUUCUUUGACAUGUACAUGGUGGGAGUCACAAACCCUGACAUUGAGUAUGGCCUGAUUACCAUGGAGUCGGAGAUUUUUGACAAAUGCCCACGCCAUGUGGCUGACAACUGGCGCUCAGCCACCAGCAUGGCCAUCCAAUCAGUCACCAAAGGACAUCUGGACGACGCAGCCCUGGAAUGCAUGAGAGGGGUUGAGCAACUCGGCCCCUGUGCAUCUGCUGAUCCCGGAUUGAGAGAAAAGAAGCUGUAUGAACUUUUCCAAAGCUGCGUGGACUUCAAGCGACGCCUCGAGCGACAGACAGAUCGGUAUAAAUUCUCACAUACCUCCUCUGGUCAUCGAUUUAUAUCUGGCACAAUGCAAAGCGUGACGGGACAAGAAGGAGAAGGCACCGUUGUGGAGUUCUCUCUGUGGCCCGGGUUAUGGAAGGGCGACGUUCUCCUCUACCCUGAGACGGUCUGGAGUAAGAUGGACGAAUCUUCCGUGAAGGACCCUACCCCAAGAACAGAAACGGCUCCCAUCCGUCAAGAUGACGCUGGAGCCAGUAGCCAGGUCUCGGGGGCUACUCGCGGCUCCGGACCACUCCGGAUUCGUUUGCAAAACCGGCUUCUCCUUAAAUGA